Messenger RNA from Sinocyclocheilus rhinocerous, 896 nucleotides. RefSeq names its product stonustoxin subunit beta-like. The annotation marks the transcript as partial. The transcript has a single exon. Gene Ontology annotation, molecular function: protein binding. NCBI's taxonomy places the organism in Eukaryota, Metazoa, Chordata, Actinopteri, Cypriniformes, Cyprinidae. The record is from RefSeq and is a predicted model, not a curated record.
UCAAAGCUUUAAACACACACAGACUGGACUUUGCACAGUCAAAGCUUUAAACACACACAGACAUCUUCACUGUUGUGUUGUUCUUGAUGUUUCUCUCUUCUUGUGUUCAGGGGCCUGUGAUCUCACACUGGAUCCAAACACAGCAAACACUCAACUCAUUCUGUCUGAUGAGAACAGGAAGAUCACAGAUGUGUUUGAGCGUCAGCCGUAUCCUGAUCAUCCGAAGAGAUUUGAUCAUGUUCCUCAGGUUCUGAGUGUUGAGAUUCUGACUGGACGCUGUUACUGGGAGACUGAAUGGAGCGGAGAUAAUGCUGUUGUAUCAGUGUCAUAUAAAGGAAUCAACAGGAAAGGAGGGAGUGACUGUGUGUUUGGAUCCAAUGACAAAUCCUGGAAUCUGUGGUGCUCUAAUAACAGAUUCACUGUACGUCACAAUAAUAACUACACUGAUAUACCUGCUGUCUGUUCAUCCUCUAAGAGAGCAGGAGUGUAUCUGGACGUGUCGGCCGGCUCUCUGUCCUUCUACAGCGUCUCUGACUCACACACACUCACACACUUACACACACUCAACACUACAUUCACUGAACCCCUCUGUGCUGGGUUUGGGGUUGAUUAUAAUUCCUCAGUGUCUCUGUGUGAUAUUAAACGAUAGAGAGACUCUCCGUAAAUCCUCUUUCUGAUGUUCGCAUUAACACAAACUCAUCAAAUCUCACAUCAUUACUUUUGUAUUCAUUCAUUUUUAAUCAGUUUGUCAUUGUCCUCCAGAAGUUAUAAAUCUAGAUCAGACACACUGUUCUGAAUCUUUAAUAAACAAAGUAAUAUGAUUGCUUUAAUAUCUAUAUUGUAAACAAACCAUCAAAUGUAAUAAAAGUUAAUUUGUGACUCAUUGAAUGAUGAAG